This is a messenger RNA of Meloidogyne enterolobii, 3754 nucleotides long. The record is from the annotation of a GenBank genome assembly. NCBI's taxonomy places the organism in Eukaryota, Metazoa, Nematoda, Chromadorea, Rhabditida, Meloidogynidae.
UUCGGAGAUGGGUGCAAGUAAAUCACAAGAUGGCUCUGUCAUCGAACCUCUAGCCGGUGUUGAUUCGGGCAGUUCGAGGACUGUUGGAGGAGGUGGCGGAAAAGGAAUAUCAACUUUGGCUAAUGAAGAUGUUCUUUCUUUAUUGUCAGCAGAAGCUGAGGAAGACGAACAAAGACAAAGGGGGGAAAUGAUGGGGGAAAGUGGUGCUGGUAGCCGAAUAAAACGUGGAUGUAUUCCUCUUCGGCAAUUAUGGCAAAAUGAUCCCCUCUAUACUCUUUAUUUUGAACAUAUGAAUAAAGGGAGACUUAAAAUUUCAUUAAUGUGCCUUGUAUUUCUUUGCCUUUUGGUUAUUUCUGCACAUGCAAUUGUUGGUAAUUGGUUAAGGUUUGCAUUUGCGGUGAAUCUACUUGUUUUUCUAUUUGUUACAACAUGGAGAUGGCGUUCACCUUUAUUUUCUUGGGCUGUUUUAAUUUCUUCUUUAUGCCUUUUAAUUCUUUCACCUCCAACACUUGUCUCACUUUUGGCUGUUCUUUUACUAUUACUUUGUUAUACAGCGAUGCCCCUUCAACUGAGAGCCUCAUUAUUGGCUGCAUUUGCAAUAAGUAUUACCUCAUUUGCUGUUAGAGCAAUACCAUUUUUACUUCAAACUAGGGAAAAUAAUAAUAAUGAGGAAUUAAAACCUGAUGAUUUUAGGCAAUUAUUAAUACAAAUUGUUUUUAUUUUGGCUAUGAAUUUAAAUGGAAUGUUUAUUUAUAUUCCAACAGAACUUGUUCAAAGGAGAACAUUUCGAGAAACACGUAAAAGUGUUGAAAAUAGGAUACAACUUGUUAGGGAUAAUGAAAAACAAGAAAAUAUUCUUCUCUCAGUAAUUCCAAAACAUAUUGCAAAUGAUAUGAAAAAGGAUAUUGAUAGAAAUGAACCAGAUCAGCAAUUUAGAAGAAUAUAUAUCCAAAAACAUAGCAAUAUUUCAAUUCUUUUUGCCGAUAUUUGUGGAUUUACUAAUUUAGCUUCACAUUGUACUGCCGAAGAUUUGGUUCGGACAUUAAAUGAAUUAUUUGCACGUUUUGACACUUUAGCACAUGAAAAUCAUUGUAUGAGAAUUAAAAUUCUUGGUGAUUGUUAUUACUGUGUUAGUGGCCUUCCUGAACCUCGUUCUGAUCAUGCAAUUUGUGCUGUUUCUAUGGGGCUAGAUAUGAUACACACAAUUAAGUUAGUCCGCGAGCUUUAUGAUGUAAAUGUAAAUAUGAGGGUUGGAAUACAUAGUGGGAAAGCACAUUGUGGAGUUUUGGGGUUGAAAAAAUGGCAAUUUGAUGUUUGGAGUAAUGAUGUUACUUUAGCUAAUCAUAUGGAAAGUGCUGGGAUACCUGGUCGAAUUCAUAUAACAGAGGAUACUUUAGAAGCUUUACAAGGGACUUUUAAGGUUAUUCCGGGAAAUGGACAUGAACGGUCUAAAUGGUUGGCAGAACAUGAAAUUAAAAAUACUUAUUUAAUUGUUGAAGGAGAAGAAGGAAGAGAGCAUUCAUUACAACAACAACAAUCAACAUUUAAUCGUUCAACUUUAAGUAAAGAACUUCAAUUAACUGGUAAAAUGGAUAGACAAGGAAAUCCUUUAAGGAGAGAAUUAUCUAGAACAAUAAAUGAAGAUGUUAAUAAAUAUUUGGAAAGGGGAAUUGAAGCUAUAAAUAAAGAAGCUUGGAGAAAUGCUUAUUGUGAGCCUUAUUUGUUAGUCUUUAAACACGCACCAAUGGAACAAAAAUUUCUUCAAUAUAAAUCAAAUCCAUCACUUUUAGAAAUUACAAACCUUCUUUGGGUAUUUGCUUUAUGUAUUUUAGCUUUGGGUAUUGGAGGAUUAGCUUUUGCUGAUCAAUUAAUUGCUGGGGGUGUUGCUUUUGUUUUAUUGCCUUUACUACUUUUUCUUCUUUUAUUUCGACGUUUUGUUAAGUUGCCAAGACGUAAACGUCGCCGUUCAGGACUUAGGCGUAUACAAAAAUGUUUAUUGGUGCUUUUAUUAUUUUCUGUUUGUGCUUUUUUCCUUUCUUUACGUUUUGCUUUACAACCAGCACCUUCUAAAUGUGAAAAACAAUUGAAAAAUACUGAAUUAAUAUUUGAAUGUGCAUUAUUACUACUUUUAUGUGUUUGUUCAUUUCAAUCUAUACUUUUUCUCGAAAAAGUUUUUAUUGCUUUUCUUUUAUGCCUACCUGUUUUAGCUUCUAUUUGGAUGUUAAACUUUCCUUCUUUAAUACCAAAAGAUGAACAAUCACAACAACAAAAAACACAAGAGAUGAUAAAAGAAAAUAAUUUAACAACAACAACAAUUAAAUUAUUACAACAAAAUUAUUUUUUAACACAAAAAAUUUGCAAUGAAAAUAAUUCUUCAAUAGAGCCAAGAAUAUUAUUUACACUUGUUGUAUUUUUUGCUUUUAUUUUAAUUGCAUUACAAAGUCAUCGUUCUGAAUUAAUUGCUCGUUUUGAUUUUAUUUGGAAAUUACAAGCUUUAAGUGAAAAUGCUGAAGUUAAAAAAACAUAUGAACAAAAUAGAAAAGUUUUAGAAAAUAUUUUGCCUGCACAUGUUGCUAAACAUUUUUUAUGCGCCCAACCAACUAAAAGGUCUGAUCUUUAUUCUGAAGGAAGAGAAAAUGUUUGUAUUAUUUUUGUUACAAUUACUGAAUUUGAUAAAUUUUAUAUGGAAAUGGAUACUAAUCAAGAAGGAAGGGAAUGUAUUCGAGUUUUAAAUGAAAUUAUUGGAGAUUUUGAUAAUAUUUUGAGUGAUCCAGAAUUUCAUUGUAUUGAGAAAAUAAAAACAAUAUCGACAACAUUUAUGGCAGCUUCAGGCUUAACAGGAAGUACUUGUGGUUCUUCCCAUGUUGUGGCUGUUGCUAAUUUUGCUUUAGCUUUAUUUUCUCAAUUAGAAGAAUUUAAUGCACAUUCUUUUGGAAAUUUUAAUUUAAGAAUUGGAAUAAAUGUUGGGCCGGUAGUUGCCGGGGUUAUUGGAACAGAAAAACCUCAUUAUGAUAUUUGGGGGAAUUCUGUUAAUGUUGCCUCUAGAAUGGAUAGUUCUGGUGUUCCUGGACGUAUUCAAGUAACCGAAGAAACAAAACAAAUUCUUGAACGUGAAGGUUUCGAAUUUGAAUGUCGUGGUGAAAUUAAUGUUAAAGGCAAAGGGUUAAUGACUACUUAUUUUUUAAAAAAUCCAAAUGGUGAUGAUUUUGAUGAUAAUAUUUCUUCUCUUCCUUUAACAAAAAGACGUAGUAGUAGUGCUGUGCCGGGAAGUGGAUUUCAUCAACAAUCAAAUGGUGUUAAUAAUAUUCAACAACAACAACCAAAUGGAACAAUUUAAAUAAAAAAUAUAAAAAUAGGAGAUUUUUUUAGAAAUUUUCAAAAUUAAUUCUUGAAUACAGGGGAGGGAACUAAUAAAUAUAGGAUUUAUUUUUUCUUCUUUUCCCUUUUAUUUUUUUUCAAUUGGGGAAUUUUUUGUGAACAUUUUUAAAAUUAAUAUUUCCUAGUUGUUAUAUCUCUAUUAAUUAAUUAAUAUUUUAAGCCCAGAGCUUUUUUUAAUUUUUCCAUUUUAUCUUUUCUUUUCCCUCAUUUUCUUUUUAAAUACCUUUUAAAUCUAAACUUUUGUCAGAUUUUGGCAUAUUUUUAUAUUUAAUAAUUUUUAAAUAUUUUUUGUGCCUUUUCUUCCUCUGUACAUUCUCGGUGAAUAAUUGUAAAUAUUUCCUUUAUUUAAUUUCUACGUCAAAAACAAAUAAAUACG